AUGCCAUCCUCCUCUACUUCGACCAGAACUAUGAUUACCAGUCUCCUCGCCUUGGCCGCAGCACUUACCACCACGUCUGCCCUAGGAUGCUACUCCUCAGACGAGGGUCCGUCCUGGGACAAUAUCAAUUGGGAUCUUGGUUAUCCUCAAUUCCCGGCCAUCGCUAACAAGAUCUGCAGCGGGCCUAGCGUAGACUACUACACCGGCGAGAAACGGGACGGCUGCUUCAACUCAAAUAACGGUCACUAUUGUCCUGGGGCAAGGAGUUCACCGCUUGCCAGUCUCGGCGGUGUUUCCGGCGAGGUUCACUCUGGCCCUUGGCCAGAGUGA
Messenger RNA from Microdochium trichocladiopsis, 330 nucleotides. RefSeq lists its product as uncharacterized. The transcript has 2 exons. The record is from RefSeq and is a predicted model, not a curated record. The coding region runs from base 1 to 330 and encodes 109 amino acids. Lineage: Eukaryota; Fungi; Ascomycota; Sordariomycetes; Xylariales; Microdochiaceae.